AUGGCGGAGCUGGGGAUCCAGCUGGAGGGGUGCGCGGAAGGUUCUGGGCCCCGGUUCCAGGGCCUCACAGAGCAGGCCAGGGACGACGUGGAGGACGCUUUGGUCCGGGCACAAUGUGCGGAUCUGUGGGGCCCGCGGCCGGGUGAAGACAUGGAGGACCUGGAGAGCCUGCUAAAGAGGCGCGUGGAGGAGGUGCGGGAGCUCUGCGAGGGGGGUGUGAUGGAGCUGGGCGCUCGGUUCGCGGAGAGCAUCGUGGAAGUGGCGCAACUGGAGCAGCGUCGAAACCAGCUGGUGGAGGAGCUCCUGCAGCUGGAGGAGCCCAUGGCCCAGGCCGUGCAGGCCCUGCGGGCGGAGCAGGGGGAGCUCCGCAGGCUGCUCGCUCGGGCGGAGCUGGAGAGGUGGAGCCUGCAGGAGGAGAGGCGGCUGGUGAAGAGGCGGCUGUUCGCCGUGGCCAGGGACUGCACCCUGAGCCGGGUUGCCCUGGAGACGCAGCAGCACGAGGUGGAGCAGUUCACUAUCAUGCAGGGUGAGCUUGAGGGCCAGGUUCAGCUGCUCACAGAGGAGAUGGCCCAGCUGAGGGAGGCUCAGCAGAACCGCCUGAACACCCUGAGGAGCCAGCUGGACAGCCUGAGCCUGGCGCGGGCUCAGGGAGACCAGUCCCAGGACCGGCAGCCCCCCUGGGACCUGAGCAACUACCUGCAGGACGGGAUGAAGGCCCUGGAGGAGCAGUACGAGCCCCGGCUGCAGGCCUUGCAGAAAAGGAAGCAGGCCGCCACCGAUGCCCUGCUGGGGACCAGGGCCGAGACACAGGAGCUGAGGGUCCGCCUGGGGCCCCUCAGAGAGGAGGUGCAGAGACUGGAGCACCAGAGGACACACCUGGAGGAGAAGAUCGCCCUGAUGCGGCAGGAAAGGGAGGAGAAAGUUGCGCAGUACAGGGACACCGUAGACUCACUGGAGGAGAGCAGCAGAGAACUCAAGACUGAACUCCAGAUUCAGAAGAAGAAAAACAAGGAAAUCCAAACCAUGAAGGACAGCCUCAUAAAAGAACUGGAUCUUUUCCGGGGCACGACUGAACUCCAAGGAAUGCUUGACCUCCCCUCCCAGGGAACGUGACCGAAGCAGUCUCUACAAAGAGGCCAUUUUGCCUAAAAUAACCUGUUUCUCUUCUGUUCGCGAACUGUAAAAAUGCAGAACGGCUUCAGCUGCUUUCAUAAUCCUCCACUAUAGGACAAGCAGCCAGAGGGGCGUGUGUGGAGUGAUCAGCACGCACAACCAAAAAUAGAGGGGGGGAAAAAAAGAAAAGAAAAAAAAAACAUGUUUAUUAUUUGAAUGCAUUUUAUACAACUGGUUUUUAAGGGAAAUGGGAGGUCUAACAAAGAAAUCACAUGAAUAUCACAACACUGAGAAACAAACAAGAAGGACCCUUACAGAUAAUGAAGCUGAAAAAAGUUCACUAAUGGACAAUUCUGAAAAUACAGAUCCCACCUGGGAGACUUAAAAACCCCUCAUUUAUGCAGGGAGAGAAACAGCCAUUUUAGCUUAUGCGUUUGCAAGAGAAAGGAGAUUCUUUGCUUAUCAGGAACUUGGCAAUUGCUGAUUUUAUGAGUCUUCCUUUUAAAAUACAGUUUUUCUCUUCAGUGUAUGCCGUUUUUCAUAGAAAAAAAAAAUCAAUGUGUGGGUGUUAAGAGCUCUACUUGUCCUUCAGUGACACGGCCAAGAAAACAAGCUGCAGUUCAUCUAUUAAUACUGGGAUCCAUUUGCUCGAAUGAGCAAAGUAAUGCCUUGAUCCUUAAUUAACCACAAAGCUUAAAUAUCAAACAGCC
This is a messenger RNA of Anguilla anguilla (European eel), 1823 nucleotides long. RefSeq names its product syncoilin, intermediate filament protein (gene sync). Bases 1 to 1113 code for a protein of 370 amino acids. The transcript is spliced from 4 exons. Gene Ontology annotation, cellular component: intermediate filament. The record is from RefSeq and is a predicted model, not a curated record. NCBI's taxonomy places the organism in Eukaryota, Metazoa, Chordata, Actinopteri, Anguilliformes, Anguillidae.